AUGCUGACGAUCAAUCCCAUGAUGCAAUCCCUACAGCCAACAGGAUACCAAGAUUGUGUACCAUCGACGAGCCUGAAAUACGCUACCCCCACCCCAGGCGUAGCCGGUGAUGGGAAAUACGAUAAACUUACGGCAGAAGACUUGCAGCUUGUCCAGGAGCUAUUCAGAGCUAACGAGCCCCUCAAAGCUCCGCUUGAUUUUCAAUUCAAAGAUGAGCUGACGUUGAUGGACAUUGUGAAAAUCAUUGAAGCAGCACUGAAAAGGAUAGUGUGUAUGGCUAGAGAUCUUACUGCAUUCCAAGCCUUGGAUAUUGAGGAUAAAAAGAAUAUCAUGAAAGGAAGCUGCAGCGAGUUGCUCAUUCUUAGAGGAGUAAUGGCAUUUGACCCCACGAAGAAUACAUGGAACCACAACUUUUCAACGGGUUUCAAAGGAAUGGAAGUCAAACUGGAUUUGCUGAAACUGGUCACCGAAUCACAACAUUACGAGGAGCACAAGAAAUUCCUCACCGAGUUCCACCAACAAAUUCGGGCCAAUGAGUGCGUAAUGUUGCUGUUGAUGGCCAUUGUCAUUUUUCGCCCGGACAGACACAAUCUUCGGGACACACAUCGUAUUCGGGAUAUCCAGUACAUGUAUUAUGGGGUGCUCAGAAGGGUUGUUGAAUGCGAAUACACUGGUGGUGAAGCUGUGCAAAUUUACGAGGCGCUUGUUCGCAAACUGGAGGAGCUGAAACAUCUCAAAGAGGGCUUGGUUGAAGCUUUCUACGGAUUUGACAGUCGCCAGUUGGAUCCGUUAAUCAAAGAGUUGUUCGAUAUGAUUUAA
This is a messenger RNA of Haemonchus placei, 819 nucleotides long. NCBI's taxonomy places the organism in Eukaryota, Metazoa, Nematoda, Chromadorea, Rhabditida, Trichostrongylidae. The record is from the annotation of a GenBank genome assembly.